Angiostrongylus costaricensis is the source of this 357-nucleotide messenger RNA. The record is from the annotation of a GenBank genome assembly. NCBI's taxonomy places the organism in Eukaryota, Metazoa, Nematoda, Chromadorea, Rhabditida, Metastrongylidae.
AUGGCUGGGAUCGCAUACAAGAAUGAGAAGCCUUUGACCGACAACACUGAGCAUCGCAUUCGGCUCACAUUAACUUCGCAAGAUGUGAAGUCUCUCGAGAAAGUGUGCGCACAAUUGAUCGAAGGUGCCAAGAAUGAGAACCUUGUUGUGAAAGGUCCCAUUCGCCUUCCGACAAAAGUACUCCGUAUUACAACUCGCAAGACUCCCUGUGGAGAGGGUUCCAAAACUUGGGAUCGCUUCCAGAUGCGCAUUCACAAACGUCUUAUCAACCUCCAUACUCCUGCAGAUCUCCUGCGCAAGAUAACCUCGAUCUCCAUCGAGCCUGGAGUCAACGUUGAGGUUACUCAAGCUAACUGA